CACUGAGCAGAUGAAAUUGUGCAUUCACUGUUCAGAAAGCGAAUCCGGAAGCUUCCCACCCAGUCUCACUGAGUACACUGCCGCCGGAAGGAGACGAACCCCAAAACCCUGACCUGACCCUCCCCGUCGACCUCAUCCGCCGCCGCCGCCGGGGGAGAUGGACUUCCAGGUCGUCGUCCUCGCCGGAGGCACCUCCGAGAAGCUCUCGCCCCUCGUCUCCAAGGACGUUCCCAAGGCCCUCCUCCCCGUCGCCAACCGCCCCGCGAUCUCCUACGUGCUCGAUCUCCUCGAGUCCAGCGACCUCAAGGACAUCAUCGUGGUGGUGGAGGGGCAAGAGGCGGCCCGCCUCGUCGGCGCGUGGAUCUCUAGUGCUUACCUGGACCGCCUCGUCGUGGAGGUAGUUGCAGUUACUGAGGACAUUGGAACUGCUGGUGCAUUACGUGCUAUUUCAAAGAGACUGGUCGCAAAUGAUGUUUUGGUGAUUAGCGGCGACCUAGUAACUGAUGUACUUCCUGGGGCUGUUGCUGCUACCCAUAGAAGAAAUGGUGCAGCUGUUACUGCUUUACUAUGUUCCGUUCCUGUUAGUGGUCCUUCAGAUGCUGCUUCUUCAGGAGGGAAAGAUAAGGCUAAAAAACCAUGUCGACUGAACAUAGUUGGGCUAGACAUAACAAGACAAUUCUUGUUGCAUGUUGUAUCAGGAACUGAUGUUGAAAAGGAUGUUCGAGUUUAUAAGAGAAAAAUUCGAGCUGUAGGUCAGAUGGAAAUUCGAAGUGACCUGAUGGAUGCUCAUCUUUAUGCCUUUAAUAGGACAACAUUGCAGGAUGUACUGGAACAGAAAGAAGCAUACCGUAGCAUCAGACUUGAAGUUCUCCCAUAUUUAGUGAAGAGCCAGUUGAGGUCAGCUCCAUCAGGCGGUGAAGGAACAAUAGUUGAUGAAACUGGGAAUGUUGUAGUUCCGCCCAGCAGUAAUUUACAGUGCUUGUCACAACAUCGCGCAAUUGCACCAUCUGCUUUCAAGCAAGAUUUAUUAGCAAGUUCAGGCGGUGGAACACAUAGGUGCUGUGUUUAUAUUGCUAGUAAAAACAAGUACUGUCACCGUUUGAACUCCAUUCAGGCGUACUGUGAUAUUAAUCGAGAUGUUAUAGGGGAAGCUAGUCACCUAUCUGGUUAUUCCUUCUCUUCACAUAAUAACAUCAUCCACCCAUCGUGUGUGCUUGGAUCGAAGUCUACAGUCGGGCCACAAUGCAUGCUUGCUGAGGGUUCACAGUUAGGUGACAAAUGUGGUGUCAAGCGAUCUGUGAUUGGCCGUCAUUGUCGUAUUGGUUCGAAUGUGAAGAUUGUCAAUUCUGUUGUCAUGAACCAUGUGGUUAUUGAAGAUGGCUGUCACAUCCAAGGUUCUGUUGUAUGUAAUAAUGUGCAACUUCAAGAGCGGGCCGUUCUGAAAGAUUGCCAGGUUGGAGCUGGUUAUACUGUGACUACUGGUAGUGAUCACAAAUCAGAAUCCCUGGCGAGAAAGUAGAGCACAUUUUGAUAGUUUUGCGGUGGACUUGAGCACAUCUAGUGAGAUGGUUUCAUGGCGUGGCUCCUGUUUAUCUUGAGAUGGAUUCAUGGCACGUCUUGAACCAAUGGCUUGCUUGGUUUAAUCAUUCUACCUGCUGUCAAAAAGUAAAGAAAAAGGGUAAUCAUGCUAUCUGUUUGGCCCACAUGUGGUUGCUGCCUCGAGCUGGUUUGCGAGUAAUGCGUCCCGCGCUAAACGUUUGUUUAACGAACGGCCAAAACCGUGUUAAAUGAAACUACUCCCAAAGUAUAAGGAGUAUUAAUGUGUACUUUUGGACAGGGAUGAAAUGGCACCAAUUAUAUGUCCCGUA
Aegilops tauschii subsp. strangulata is the source of this 1868-nucleotide messenger RNA. RefSeq lists its product as uncharacterized. Gene Ontology annotation, biological process: biosynthetic process; cytoplasmic translational initiation. The record is from RefSeq and is a predicted model, not a curated record. Gene Ontology annotation, molecular function: guanyl-nucleotide exchange factor activity; translation initiation factor activity. NCBI's taxonomy places the organism in Eukaryota, Viridiplantae, Streptophyta, Magnoliopsida, Poales, Poaceae. Gene Ontology annotation, cellular component: eukaryotic translation initiation factor 2B complex; guanyl-nucleotide exchange factor complex.